GUACGAUUCUUGUCAUUACUUGGCCUACUCUCACGUCCCUACUCUUUAUAAAUACCACAUCUUCCUCACUCAAACUCAUUAUACUUAAUAAUAGCUAGCAGCCAUGGAACAACAACAGAUCUUGUUCUACACAUUUCUCUCCUUUAUCUCAAUCCUCUUCACUAUCAAGUUCUUGCUCCAAGAAAAACGACGACGUUACAAAAACCUCACACCAAGCCCACUCUCUCUCCCAAUCCUCGGCCAUCUCCAUCUCCUAAAGAUCCCCAUCCAUCGAACCCUCCAACGCCUCUCACAAAAUCACGGCCCCGUAAUCUCUCUCUGGUUCGGCUCACAGCGUGUGGUCAUAGUAUCAUCCUCGUCCGCAGCCCAAGAAUGCUUCACCAAAAAUGACGUCGUCUUAGCCAACCGUCCUAGCAUGCUUAUAGGCAAGCACCUAGCCUACAACAACACCACCACCGCCACGUCCCAAUACGGUGACCACUGGCGCAACCUCCGCCGCAUUGGGUCCACCGAGAUCUUCUCAACCUCUCGGUUAAACGCAUUCUUGAACGUCAGAGAGGACGAAGUCAAACACUUGCUGCUUAAACUUUCAGAAAACGUACAUGAUGAUUUUGCGAAGGUGGAGCUCAAGUCUAUGUUUUAUGAGCUGACAUUCAACAUCAUAAUGAGAAUGGUGGCCGGGAAGAGGUACUACGGGGAGGAUGCAUCGGUGGACAAAGAGGAGGCGAGGCAGUUCAGAGAGAUCAUGAAGGAGGUUUUUGCUUAUACUGGGGUAGCGAACCCGGUUGACUUCUUGCCCGUUUUGAAUUGGGUUGGGAGUGAACGUGGGUAUGAGAAGAAGGUGAUGAAGCUGGCUAGGAAGACGGAUGCGUUCAUGCAAGGUCUCAUUGAUGAACACAGGAGCAAGGAUAAAAAUGGUAGCACAAUGAUUGACCAUUUGCUUUCUCUACAGGACUCACAACCUGAGUAUUACAGUGACCAAAUUAUCAAGGGGCUUAUUCUGGACAUGGUGCUGGCGGGUACUGACACAUCAUCAGUGACACUAGAAUGGGCCAUGUCGAAUUUGUUUAACCAUCCGGACGUGCUAAAAAGAGCAAGAGCUGAACUGGAUGCUCAAUUAGGCCAAGAACGCUUGGUGAAGGAACAUGAUAUCUCUAAACUGCCCUAUCUUCAAAGUAUCAUCUCAGAGACUCUUCGAUUGUACCCAGCGGCCCCAAUACUACUGCCACAUUUUUCAACAGAUGAUUGCGCUAUUGGGGGAUACAAAGUGCCACGCGGUACCAUGGUAUUGGUCAAUGCAUGGGCUAUACAUAGAGAUCCAAAGUUGUGGGAUGAUCCUCAAAGCUUCAUACCCGAGAGGUUUGGGAGUGGUUAUGAUUUGUCAAGCCAACUCAUGCCAUUUGGAUUGGGAAGAAGGUCUUGUCCAGGAUCGGGCCUUGCCCAACGUACGCUGGGCUUGACGUUGGGAUCAUUGAUACAAUGCUUUGACUGGGCGAGAAUUAGUGAGAAGGAAAUUGAUAUGACAGAAGGUAAAGGCUUCACAAUGCCUAAAGUUAUGCCAUUAGAGGUCAUGUGUAAAGCACGCCCGAUUAUCAACAAGGUUCUGAUUGUUUGAUCUAGAAGAACUAGUAAUAAUAUCCACCUUUGCGAAGCAUUAUCAUUUUGGGAAUUAUUUCAGUUGUAUGUUUUAGGUCAU
Messenger RNA from Prunus persica (peach), 1696 nucleotides. RefSeq names its product cytochrome P450 81E8. NCBI's taxonomy places the organism in Eukaryota, Viridiplantae, Streptophyta, Magnoliopsida, Rosales, Rosaceae. Bases 104 to 1615 code for a protein of 503 amino acids. Gene Ontology annotation, molecular function: heme binding; oxidoreductase activity, acting on paired donors, with incorporation or reduction of molecular oxygen; iron ion binding. The record is from RefSeq and is a predicted model, not a curated record. The transcript is spliced from 2 exons.